Messenger RNA from Talpa occidentalis (Iberian mole), 2033 nucleotides. It is a transcript of the gene TREML2, whose product is annotated as triggering receptor expressed on myeloid cells like 2. Lineage: Eukaryota; Metazoa; Chordata; Mammalia; Eulipotyphla; Talpidae. The record is from RefSeq and is a predicted model, not a curated record. Gene Ontology annotation, molecular function: signaling receptor activity. Gene Ontology annotation, cellular component: cell surface. Gene Ontology annotation, biological process: T cell activation. The transcript is spliced from 5 exons. Bases 128 to 1075 code for a protein of 315 amino acids.
CACUUUUAGAACCCUGGGUCUGUCCCCAAGUGGCACAUAGGUGCUGUAAAGAUCUGGGGCCCUUGCCGUGGCUCCCCGGGGUGUCCUGGCCCCCUGCUGGCCUGAGACUGUCCAGCUGGAUGAUGCCAUGGCCCCCACGUUGCCCCUGCUUCUGCUGCUAUGGUUCCAGGGCCGUGUAUCAGGUGCGCCUGCUGAAAGCGUGUACUCCAGAGUGAAGCUCUUUGAAGGGGAGAGCCUAUCUGUGCAAUGCUCCUACAAAAGUCGCAAAAACCAUGUGGAUGGAAAGGUUUGGUGCAAAAUCAGGAAGAAGAAAUGUGAGCCUGGGUUCACCCGGGUCUGGGCGCAAGGGCCGCGCUACCUGCUGCAGGAUGACAUCAAGGCCAAGGUGGUCUAUGUCACCAUGGCGGCCCUUAGGCGUCAGGACUCUGGCCGGUACUGGUGCAUGCGCAACAGCUCCGGGACCCUCUACCCUUUAAUGGGCUUCCAGCUGGAAGUGUCUCCAGGCCCCACGACCAAGAAAAACACGCCUCUCACACACCCGGCCAACAUCCUCAAGAGUGACAUUGUCGUCACAACAGACCAAACCCCCACCAGCGUGCCAGUGUUCACACCUGGGCUCCUCACCUUGGCCAGACUCUGGCCUUCCACAGCCUCGGGGACCAUCAGACUGAGCACCAUGACAGGCUACAGCUUCACUGGCACCAGCACUUCCCCAACAGGGCCCAGGGAAACUACGGAGUCCCAGACAGCAUCUCCCAGCCCUGCUGGCCUGAUGUCUACCUCUACUGAGGCCGGGCACCUGCGCACCCGAUCGCCCACUGCAGGAAUGUGCCACACCAGCAGAUCUCACCUCAACAAAGUACCCCCCAUCAGGCCCCAGGAUCCUUAUCCUGUAGUGCUGGUCGGGGUGCUGACGUUCCUGCCAUUGCCCGUGAUGCUGAUCGUGGUCUAUGGGUUCUGGAAGAAGAGACACAUGGGAAGCUACAGCAUAUGCAGCGACCCGGCAAGACCCUGGAAGGACCUACCCAGAAGACCAGAGCCUCUGUGGAAGCUCACUUGGUCCAAGGCCACUUAGCUAUGGAGUGGGGCUCUUCUCCCAGAGGGGCCCAGGAUGCUGGAGGAAGAGUGAAGAUGGGCCUGUCUGGACCGGGGCCAGGCUAGGGGUGAGGACUUGUGCAAUGUUGGACUCGGCCUUCCCAGAACCAGGGCUGCUCUUCACUUGCUCAGUUCCCCCAGGCUGCCAGGAACUUGGGGAGGGAUGCAGGGCAAGGGGCACCCAGCAGGAAGUCUCAGGGGAAGAGACUAAAGAAGGGGUUCCACUCAGAGCCACAGACCCUGGGGCCCUUGGAUGGCAGAGAACCCCGAUGAUGCUGUUUACAGAGACCCUCCACUCUGGGGAGCCUGUGGCAGUGACUGUGGCCCUGUCACUACUGAGCUGGGGGAAGGGGAAGGUGGACAGCUAGGGCUGCCCUCUCUCCACCCAGGACCCCGCAUCCUCAGCCUCCUGCUGCUCCACUCAAGUUUCCCAUGUGCUUGGGGAAGGAGUUCCUGGGUCCCAAGGCCUCCUGGAAGAGAGAAACAGUGACUAAGAGCUUGGGGUCUGAGAAGGCUUGGCAGCAGAGGACCCUAGAAAUGUCCAAUUCCCCCUUCCAAGUCAUAUGUCCUCGCUGGGUCUCUGGGUGUGCUCUGCCCUGAUCGCAGCUGCUUGUCCUUCAGUCCUGGGAGCCAGCACAGCCCACACUCCCACCAGGACACCUGUGGUCGGACCAUCUAGGAAAAGCCGUGACCUAGUGCUGAGAGCCCCUCAGCUGCAGGACCAGCCUGUGCCCAGACUGGGGAGCAGAGGCUGACAUCAGGGAUAUCUCCCCCAGUUCCCAUACUUAGGUCCCAGGUCUGAGCUCACACAGGUGACUGCGGCCUCUAGAGUCCCCUGGAGGGGAGGCUGUAGCUCAGAGAAAGGGUGGCUCUCUCCAUCCCCCACUGCAGGGGGCUCAUUUUCUCCUGGGGGAAAAGACCCACUUGUGACACAGCAA